GUGCGCAGUGUGCAUGUGGAGCGUUGUUGCAUCCGUGUGUGUGCUUGGCGAUUUGAGACACCCGAAAACGCAAUCAUGAAGGUCAUCGUGGUUGGCGGCGGCUUGGUCGGCGCCCUGGAAGCCGUUUACAUGGCCCGUCGUGGUCAUGAGGUGCACGUAUAUGAAGGCCGAACUGACAUUCGGAAGGAGCCUCGUUAUUCAGGCUUGUCCAUCAACUUGGCCCUCUCGGUGCGCGGCAUUGCGGCACUGCGAGAAGUUGGCGUCGAAGCAGAGAUUGUCAACGCUGGCAUUCCCAUGCACGCGCGUAUGAUCCACAGCCAUGAUGGCCAGCAGUCGAGCCAGCCUUAUGGUACUCAAGGACAGGCCAUCCGCUCCAUCGAUCGCCGCAACCUGAACGAGCACCUGCUCUCCGCUGCCGAGGGCUUGCCGAAUGUGCACUUGCAUUUUGAACAUAAGCUGCAACGUGCUGACACCAAGAGCAACACGCUUGUCUUCAAAACACCCAAGGGUGAAGUCAAGGCCACCGGUGAUUUGAUCAUUGGCUGCGAUGGUGCCCACUCUCAAGUCCGCCGCGGCUUGAUGCGCAGUGAUCGUGUCAACUACCAACAGCGCUACAUUCCCCAUGGCUACAAGGAGUUGACAAUCCCCCCUGGUCCCGAUGGCGACUUUCAAAUCAAGGCCAAUUUCUUGCACAUUUGGCCUCGCUCGACCUUUAUGAUGAUUGCGCUCCCCAACCAGGAUAAGACGUUUACCGCAACCUUGUUCAUGCCGUUUGACAAGUUUGAUUCGAUCAAAACAGCCGAGGAUGUGCUGGAGCUUUUUGAAGCCGAGUUUCCGGACAGCAUUCCCCUUAUUGGCCGCGAACGCCUGGUGAAGGAUUACUUUGAGAACCCAACUGGCACGCUCAUGACGGUCAAGUGCGAUCCUGUGGGCGCUCGUCGAACCAUUCUGAUGGGCGAUGCGGCGCACGCUGUUGUCCCUUUUUAUGGACAAGGCAUGAAUGCGGGCUUUGAAGACUGCCUCGUCUUUAACAACUUGCUUGAAAAGCAUGCAAAUGACAUUGAUGCUGCCGUGGCUGACUAUAGCCGCUCUCGAGUGGCUGAUGUGCAUGCUAUUGCUGAUCUGGCCCUGUACAACUAUGUUGAAAUGCGCGACCUGGUCAACUCGCGCUGGUUCCUCUUUCGAAAGAAGGUCGACAACUUCUUGCACGCGCUGAUGCCCAACACCUUUAUUCCCCUGUACACCAUGGUCACCUUUUCGCAAAUCCCGUACGCCACCGUGGUGGCACGAAGCAAGCAACAGGCACACACGAUUGACACUGCCCUGACUGCACUGGCUGCAACCGCUGUGGGCGGUGCCGCCCUGGCAGCCUGGCGCUACUGGCGGCUGUGA
Monosiga brevicollis MX1 is the source of this 1392-nucleotide messenger RNA. RefSeq lists its product as uncharacterized. Lineage: Eukaryota; Choanoflagellata; Craspedida; Salpingoecidae. Gene Ontology annotation, cellular component: mitochondrial outer membrane. The coding region runs from base 76 to 1392 and encodes 438 amino acids. The transcript is spliced from 17 exons. Gene Ontology annotation, biological process: NAD+ metabolic process; quinolinate biosynthetic process; L-tryptophan catabolic process. Gene Ontology annotation, molecular function: FAD binding; NAD(P)H oxidase H2O2-forming activity; kynurenine 3-monooxygenase activity. The record is from RefSeq and is a predicted model, not a curated record.